AAUUCCACGCGGAUUACAGAGGUUGAACUUUUUUUCUCGUACGUCGCUGUGUACAGUGUCCAUAUUACAGAUAUACACAAAUUUUCACCUUCUUUCAGAAAUUCAGAUCCCUCAAUUUGCUUGAUUUCAUCAAACCCCUUUUCGUUCUCCUGUAGUUGUUGUUGAGUAUAGCCAAUGGCCAAUAACGAAGAAUCAAACCCUCUUUUAUCCCCUGAGGUGAAAGAUGAGUUGAAAAAGCCCAAUAAACGCGUUAUUUCUUCUGCUGCCGGCGCAAUCCCAGCCGCUUUUCCGAUGGGGUGGACUGCUGAUGGGCUUCCUAUGGGCCAUGGCGUCGUCGGUGAGACCAAUAGGAGGCAGUGGGAUUCUGGCCUUUGCGCUUGUUUUGGCAGGAAUGAUGAAUUCUGCAGCAGUGAUAUUGAAGUUUGUUUACUAGGGAUGGCCCCGUGUGUGCUUUACGGGAGCAAUGCUGAGAGACUUGGCUCUGCUCCUGGGACUUUUGCCAAUCACUGCUUGCUUUACACUGGCCUCUACAUGCUUGGACAAUCCUUUUUUGGCUCGAACUGUGUGGCACCCUGCUUUACAUAUCCCACUCGUACAGCUAUACGCCGAAAGUUUAAUCUGGAGGGGAGCUGCGAGGCACUCAACAGGUCUUGCGGCUGCUGUGGGAGCUUUGUUGAGGAUGAGGUGCAGCGCGAGCAAUGUGAGUCAGCUUGUGACUUUGCAACUCAUUUCUUCUGCCACCCUUGUGCUCUUUGCCAGGAAGGUCGUGAGCUUCGUCGUAGGCUCCCUCAUCCUGGGUUUAAUGCCCAACAAGUGGUCGUUAUGAUCCCCCCGGGUGACCAGACCAUGGGCCGCUAAGCACAAGUAUAAUGCUUUAGAGUCCAUCCGUUUCCAACCUGGUUUGAUUUGUAUCCAGUUUCUCAAAGCUUUCUGCAGUUAUAUUUCUUGACUUAUUAAUAGUUUCGCCUGUUUUGUAAAACUUAAGACCUGUCUGUAUGUGGUGUGUUUAUAAUGUAUACCUUAAAAGAGAUUGAUUCUGCUAUAAUCUUUGUGUUGCACUGUAUAGAGUUAAGAGAUGUGGAAUAUAGUAUCUUAAACUUUCCCAUGUCC
Messenger RNA from Nicotiana tabacum (common tobacco), 1110 nucleotides. RefSeq names its product cell number regulator 8-like. The record is from RefSeq and is a predicted model, not a curated record. NCBI's taxonomy places the organism in Eukaryota, Viridiplantae, Streptophyta, Magnoliopsida, Solanales, Solanaceae.